This is a messenger RNA of Myotis davidii, 1770 nucleotides long. RefSeq names its product harbinger transposase derived 1 (gene HARBI1). Lineage: Eukaryota; Metazoa; Chordata; Mammalia; Chiroptera; Vespertilionidae. Bases 362 to 1411 code for a protein of 349 amino acids. The record is from RefSeq and is a predicted model, not a curated record. The transcript has 3 exons.
CAGACUUUUAACUGACUUUGAGUGGCCGACGCACUCCGAUUUACGGGAUAUUCCGUAUUUAAGGCGCCACUUCAAAGCGACGCAGUCGAUUCCCAACCCCUAGCUCUCUCGGCGUCUUCUUCCGCACCUUCCUUCUAACUUCUUGGGGCCUCUCUACUUCCUAGCCCCUCAGCCUCGCGAUUGUUAGAGCACACGACCCACCUCCAUCAGCCCGGGUCAGAGAAGAUUAUAAAUGCCAGAGCCAUUUAACUGAUGGUUAGCUGUUGACACUUCUUUAAAUAACUUCUUGCACCAAGGUCUUCACUGGGAAGAAUUCGGGGAAAAAUAGCCGUGGAAAAGAGAGUCAACACUUACAUGUACCAUGGCUAUACCUAUAACAGUGCUUGAUUGCGACCUCUUACUGUAUGGCCGAGGCCACCGGACAUUGGACCGUUUUAAAUUGGAUGAUAUGACUGAUGACUACUUGAUGUCCAUGUAUGGGUUUCCUCGGCAGUUCAUUUAUUACUUGGUGGAGCUCUUGGGAGCGAGUCUUUCUAGACCUACUCAGAGAUCCAGGGCUAUUAGCCCAGAGACACAGAUCCUUGCAGCACUGGGCUUCUAUACUUCAGGUUCCUUCCAGACUCGGAUGGGAGAUGCUAUAGGAAUCAGUCAGGCAUCUAUGAGUCGAUGUGUUGCCAAUGUCACCGAAGCGCUUGUGGAAAGAGCCUCACAGAUCAUUCGCUUUCCCGCUGACGAAGCCUCCAUUCAGGCUCUGAAGGAUGAAUUCUAUGGGUUGGCUGGGAUGCCAGGGGUAAUAGGCGUGGUUGACUGUAUCCAUGUGGCAAUCAAGGCACCAAAUGCUGAAGACCUUUCCUACGUAAACCGCAAAGGUCUGCAUUCUUUAAACUGCCUGAUGGUGUGUGACAUCAGAGGGGCACUAAUGACGGUGGAAACAAACUGGCCAGGCAGCCUGCAGGACUAUGCUGUGCUGCAGCAGUCUUCUCUCAGUAGUCAGUUUGAAGCUGGAAUGCACAAAGAUAGCUGGCUGCUUGGUGACAGUUCCUUCUUUCUCCGCGCCUGGCUUAUGACACCACUUCACAUUCAUGAGACUCCAGCUGAAUAUCGCUAUAACGUGGCCCAUUCAGCAACUCACAGUGUGAUUGAGAAGACUUUCCGAACACUCUGCUCCCGAUUCCGCUGCCUGGAUGGGUCCAAGGGGGCACUCCAGUACUCACCAGAGAAGUCCAGCCACAUCAUCUUAGCGUGUUGUGUCCUCCACAACAUCUCCUUGGAGCAUGGGAUGGAUAUUUGGUCCUCUCCAAUGACAGGACCCAUGGAACAACCCCCCGAGGAAGAGUAUGAGCACAUGGAGUCCCUGGACCUAGAGGCUGACCGGAUCCGUCAAGAGCUGAUAUUCACUCAUUUUAGCUAAUGUGAAAGGUGGGGAGGAGGAGGGAAACUUUCCAGAAGGAACUGUGACAAACUUUCUCCCUCACCAGCCACUACACAGUUCCAUCAUCUAGCAUGACUGAGUGUGGACACUUGUCACAAACUGACAUUUAAUCUGCAUGUUUUUUAGAAGAGUUGGGGCUAUACCAGAAUAUUUUGAUUCAUUUGUAUUUCUAUUGAUAUUAACUAAACAAAAAAUCAGGACAACACUUCCGUAGUAUGCAUUGAACUCCAGGUUGAGCCUCAGUUAUUUGAAAAGCUCACUGGUUGCGGACAUUUAUGAUUGUGCCUACAACAUCAAAGCAAAGGAGAAAAUGGCAUCUAGCCAGAACACUUUUUUUU